Rana temporaria (common frog) is the source of this 2145-nucleotide messenger RNA. RefSeq names its product zinc finger protein 260-like. Lineage: Eukaryota; Metazoa; Chordata; Amphibia; Anura; Ranidae. The transcript has 7 exons. Gene Ontology annotation, cellular component: nucleus. Gene Ontology annotation, biological process: regulation of transcription by RNA polymerase II. The record is from RefSeq and is a predicted model, not a curated record. Bases 138 to 2018 code for a protein of 626 amino acids. Gene Ontology annotation, molecular function: DNA-binding transcription activator activity, RNA polymerase II-specific; RNA polymerase II cis-regulatory region sequence-specific DNA binding.
UGUGGAAUGUACAGACAGGAAAUGAACUAACAGACAGGAAAUUGUGGGUGAGGGGAAUUGUUGAGAUGAAAUAGAGGAGACAUUGCUGAAACUGGCAGCAGAGAAGUCUACAGAGAGGAGUGUCCUGUAUACAUCACAUGACCACAUCAAUAAGAAUGGAUAAGAAGCGGAGUCACAUGACCGAGAGGGUACUGGACCUCACUGUGGAGAUCAUCUACCUGCUGACCGGAGAGGAUUAUGAAGUAGUGAAGAAGACUUCUAAGGCGCCACUAACGUCAACCAGUCGUCCUCAUGUUCCACCUCCACCCAAACCCAGGAAACCUAAUAAGCGCAACAUUCAGAAGAUUCUGGAAGCCACCUACAAGAUGAUUGAGCUGCUGACUGGAGAGGUUCCUUUAAAAAGCCAAGAUGCCGCUGAGCAGUGGGAGGAUUUGGAAGAACACAAGGAUUUCUUCAAGGACGUCAUGAUGGAGAAUCAGCCGCCCCUCACAUCACCGGGUGGCUCCAGUACCAGAAGUCCACCAGAGAGAUGUCCCAGCCCUGUUUAUUUCCAGGAUUCCACACAGGAAGAUUACAACAUGCCCCAACAAUACCAGGGGGAAGACCUGAUUGUUAUGAAAGUUGAGGAGAAGGAUGAAGAAGAGGAGACAUAUAUGAGGCCUGAUCAACAGAUUACAGAGGAGGAAGAAAUCAUGGUUAAUAUUAAAGAAGAGGAAUUUCCACUAGACAUUAAUACAGCAGGUGGAUAUAAUGUCCAGGAUACAUUGGAGAGACAACUUUCUUCAUCGGAUUGUAAUGCAGAAGAUAAUAUCACAGAAGAAUUUUCCCCGGGAGUAAACCUAUACUGUUCAGAUGGGUCACCAGGCCCCUCCCAUCUCGAAGAGUCCUUCGAAAAUUCACACGCUGUUAACAAAAUAAUCUACCCAAGACUUCUUCAUAGUGUAGAUAGAUCUUCAAGUCUUCAGAGUUCCUCUUCCGGUAAAUUAGAGAGUGUUACUAACCCAGAUGAUAAAAUAUCCGCAGGUUCUGAGAUUGAUAUAGGUUUACCAUCAGAAAUCGGUGAAGAAGAAGGCGCAGAUAAUUGUGAGGGACCAUUCACGUGUCCAGAUUGCGGAGAAUGUUUCGCGUGGAAUAGGGACUUUCUUAAACACCAGAAAACCCACACGGGUGAGCGCAUUUUCCCCUGCACAGAGUGCGAUCAGAGUUUCACUCGGAAGGAACACCUUCUGAGGCACCGGCGACUUCACACAGGUGGGAGUCUCUUCUCAUGUGGAGUGUGCGGGAAAUGUUUCACUCGGAAUGAGCACCUUCUUAGACACCAAAGAUGUCACACGGGCGAGCGCCCUUUUUCCUGUCCAGAGUGCGGGAAAUGUUUCACCCAGAAAGGAAGCCUUGUUAUACACAUGACGAGCCACUCGGACGAGCGACCUUUCUCAUGUCCAGAGUGCGGAAAAUGUUUUACUCGCAAAAGGAUCCUUAUCGUCCACCAGAAGAGUCACACGGGUGAGCGUCCUUACGCCUGUCCAGACUGCGGGAAAUGUUUUACUUGGAAAAAGAAUUUUCACAGACACCAGAGAAGUCACACAGGCGAGCGCCCAUUUUCUUGCUCAGAGUGCGGGAAAUGUUACACUCAGAAAGGAGACCUUCUUAGACACCAGAGAGGUCACACGGGCGAGCGUCCAUUUUCGUGCUCGGAGUGCGGGAAAAGUUUUAUGCGGAAAGCAGACCUUCUUACUCACCAGAGAAAGCAUACCGGUGAGCGUCCUUUUUCGUGUUCAGAGUGCGGGAAGUGUUUCGUCGAGAGGGGACACCUUCUUACGCACCAGAGGAUUCACACUGGCGAGCGCCCUUUUUCAUGUUCGGAGUGCGGGAAGUCUUUCACUCAGCAAGGAAACCUGCUUACGCACCAGAAGAUUCACAUGGGAGAGCGCCCUUAUUCGUGUUCAGAGUGCGGGAAAUGUUUCACUCUAAAAUCGCAUCUAAUGGCACAUCAGAAAACCCAUACGACAACUUCAUAGACUGUUCCAUCCAUUGAACGGUUGUAUAGUUUUAAUAGCCGAGGGGCUUACACAUGCACUAUAUUGUCAAAAGUAUUGGGAUGCCUGCUUUUACACUCACAUGAACUUUGAUGGCAUCCCAGUCUUG